AUGCUUUCCACAGUUCGCUUCAUUCUUGCACCUACGACUAAGAUGUUCUGGUCUUUACUAUUCUUGGAAGUUCUCAUUGUUUGUGAGAUCAGAAAGUCGUUUCAAGAUGCUUGUCUAGAACUGCCAUCCUACAUGACUGCCGAGGAACUAAGGAGACAUUGUCAAGGACGUCGGAUACUUGGCAGAUCGCCGAGUCAUUAUAUCUUCAAAGCUCACGGCAUGGGCGAGAAGGACAUCAACGAUCUCUUUGAAAAUGUUGUCGAGGUGAACAUGUGCGUCGAAAUUCACAGCACGUUCUACACUCAUUUACACUUUUCAAAUGUUCGUCGAUGGACGAGUUGCAUAUCAGGGCCAGCUUUAUCCAUCGUCGGAAAUCCAUACUUGAAAUAUGUCGAGCUAAACGAAAAUGUGAAAUUUGUUGGAGUCAAUGAUAAUAAGCCUGAGAUUAUCAUCCGUGGAAAUCGCAGAUUCGUACCUUACAACACCCUCCGACAGACACUCGAUCCUUACGGUGUGAAAUGGCAAAAAGAGGGAGAGUGCGUAUCUCCAUCAAAUGUCGAAGAUCUCUCUGAACUAAACUGUGACGCUUACUACGGAGACAUUGGUUUCAGCUACAAGCCAGCUGGUGAGCUGCCAGCUUCAGGUGGAGAGGUGGAUGGGUGUCUGGUCAUCUCUAACACACUGCUCACCGACAUCGAAUUCCUUCGUUCCUUCUAUUUCAAGCCUAACAAGGAUUGUCAAAAUGCCGUAGUAAACAACAAAUAUCUGUGCAUAUCCGAAAGCUUGGAAGCACACUUGAGAAAGCAGAUGAAGAUUAAAAUUGAAGGAAAUUUGCCGAAUCGCUGUCGGGAAUAUCUGGAAACUCAUGUAGUUCUUUUUGCUGCUGCGGGAUUGUUCUUGGCGGUGUUGUCCACAUUUUGUGUAUUACUGAAGUUAUACACUAUGUAGCUGUGACUCAUCAUUAUUGUGAAUGGUUUACGUCAACAUUCCAAUUUUCCAAGGAACACGUCUAGUGCUUUAGUAUCUAGUUUGAUUCCAAAUAAAUAC
Messenger RNA from Cylicocyclus nassatus, 1047 nucleotides. The record is from the annotation of a GenBank genome assembly. Lineage: Eukaryota; Metazoa; Nematoda; Chromadorea; Rhabditida; Strongylidae.